This is a messenger RNA of Tetrahymena thermophila SB210, 1977 nucleotides long. RefSeq lists its product as hypothetical. NCBI's taxonomy places the organism in Eukaryota, Ciliophora, Oligohymenophorea, Hymenostomatida, Tetrahymenidae. The transcript is spliced from 5 exons. The record is from RefSeq and is a predicted model, not a curated record.
UUUUUAGAUGUGUAAUUUUUGAUUGAUUAGAAAAUAUUACAUUGUAAUUAUUUAUAAGCUAAAAUAUUUAUUAUUAAUAGAAGACUUUUUAAUAUGGAUAGAUGUAUGUUUAGAAAUAACAUUCAUCGUUUAUCAGAGAUUUAAGAAGAAAGUCAGUUUACUCUACAAAACUCUUACGAGAAUACUUAAAAUAAUUUUCACAAUAUACACAGCAAAUUUAGGAUCAAAUCCAAUCAUAGAAAUAAGAGUAGCAGGAUAGUUUAAAAUUAGCAGAUAUAAGAAGAUGAUGACGAAAAAUUUAGAAUAUUAGAAAUUGGAUUACCUAAUUAAAAUGCAUUAAAAAGACCUAAUUUGAAAAGAAAUAAGUAGCAAACCUACGAUGAAGUUAAAAAUGCUAUCAUUAGAAACAUCUAUUGUUCUAAUAAAUCAGAAAAUUUCUUUAAGCAAUACAUUUAAGCUUAGUAGUAAUAGUAAAUGGGUAUAAACUAAAUAUAAAAUUAGGCUAAUAAUAAUGUGUAAAGCAAUUCUCCAGUUUAGAUUUAAAUAACAAAUCCAUAAGAGAGGUAGACUAGUCUUUCUUCUUAUUAAUACACUGCAUCUACUUCUGCUUCAACUACUUAAAAUUCGUAUAGCUCUAAAAAAUAAUAGAUGUUGCAAAACUAUUACACCCCUUCUUAUAACACUAUUUUAAACACUAAAAAUGGUUAUUCUGAUUGUCUGAAUAACUCUUCAUUUAAUAACAAUAAGGGUAACAUAUCUAACAACCGCAAUUCCCCUGGAUAAUCUUACCUAAAUUCUCAAAAAAUAAUUAAAUUAAUAUAAAAUGAUGGCUAAGAAAUUAGUGGAAUUCCAAAAAGAAUUGAAAGGAAAAUAAAAUACAUUGAGAAAUUCUCAAGCGCGACAGUUUAUAUGGGAAAGCAAGGAACAAAAUAAAAUAAUAUUGCUAAUUCUUAAUUCUCAACAAAGCAAAUAGGGUAUCUUCCUCCAGUUAAAAAUAUUGUAAAUAGAUCUAUUGACAAUUUAGAAAGCAUAAAAGGGAAUACAUAGCCAAACUUGAAUUAAUCUCUCCUUAAUAACAUUCAAAAUUAAUAAAUUAAUACUGAAAUUCCAAUAUAAAUAGAAUUGAAUAAGCAAAUAGACAGAUUUCCUAGUACUGGAAAAUCUAAAAAUGGUACAAAACUCGAUAAACCUUUGUUAGACUAUAAAGAAGAUGAACUUAAUGAGUUCUUGAGUAAAUCUUAGAAGAAAAAAUCAAUAUUUAAAAAGUAGUAGUAAUAGCUAGAAUAAUACAAUAUUUUACAAAGAUAGAUUUUAUAGCUUAGUCCUGUAGGGAAAGAAAAUAGAAGCUAAUACAUCAGUCCUAAAAAUAAGUGCCUGGUAAAUAUGAAUAAAACAUUAAGUAGUAAUAUGAAUCAAUUAGAUAAAUCUGCUUUCAAUAGAACUUCAACAAAUUUAGAUUAAAUUGAAAUAAAAAAUUCUAAAUUGAAUAAAGACUUGCAGUUGGAAAGAGAAAAUAAUUAGUAUAUAUGCUAGCCACCGCUUUCUAAACAAUAAUUUAUAUAGUUUUUACAAGAUAAGUAACAAAAAAUUGAUGAAAAAAUAAAUAGCUUGCAACACACUGAUGAGCAAAAAAUAAAAGAAUUAAAAUAUCUCCUUGAAAAACAAAAAGGAAAUCAACAACAAAGUUAAACUUCAUUAUCUUUUUACAAGUAGAAAGAGAAAAGAAGUGAAAUUCAGAGAACUCACUCCUCUAAUGAACAUCAUAAAAGAAGCAGAACAGAAAAUCUUAGUUUCAUAAACUAAAAAAAUGCAUAAAACUAAAGUUUUUCAUCUAAUGUUUCAUACAUCAAUAACACAUAAGCCUUUCCAUAAAUACAAAGUAACAACUCAAACUUGAGCGAUUUUAUAAAUAAAAACCUUACAGAUUUAUAAGAAAAAAAGUUAAUCAAUUCACCCGAAACAGAAAAUAUUCAAUGA